UCACUCAAACGCAGUCUCCUCAGACAGGAGCGCGUUCCAGUAAGAGCCCGACAUACUGUAAAAAGACAACUGGAAAACUGUAAACGACUUUAAACAGGGAACUGACCUGUUUGUCCUCUUCUGUUGGCAGAGGAGACGUAACGUAUAUCAGCGGACUCUUGAUUUUUAGCAUUGCAUUUGGGGCCCACAGAGUCGCCAACAUGAGUCAGUGGUUGGAGCUGCAGCAACUGGAUUCGAAGUUUUUGGAGCAAGUGGAUCAGCUGUACGAUGACAACUUCCCAAUGGCCAUCCGCCAGUAUCUUAGCAGCUGGAUAGAAAGCCAUGACUGGGACCACGUUGCCAAUGUAGAGAACGAGUCCUUAGCCACCGUGAGGUUUCAUGACCUUUUAACACAGCUGGAUCAUCAACACAGCCGGUUCGCAAUGGAGAAAGACUUCCUGAACCAGCACAACAUCCGCAAGAUCAAGAGGAACUUGCAGAGUCUCUUCCAAGACAAUCCUGUUUCCAUGGCAAUGAUCAUCAGUCGGAACCUGAACGAGGAGAGAAAGAUUUUAGUAUCUGCCCAAAUGUCCGAGCAGAAUCGUGUAGAGAGCUCCCAAAACGACAUGAUCGUGGAGAAACAUCGAGAAAUGGAUGCGAAAGUAAAAGACAUCAAGAUGAAAGUGCAGGGAACUGAACAAAUCAUUAAAAAUCUUGAAGAUCUGCAAGAUGAAUACGACUUCAAGGACAAAACUCACCGAAGCAGAGAGGACCUGAAUGGGACGAUUUCGAAAGAAGACCUGAAUCGGGAGAGGCUGGCUAUUCACUCCAUGUUAGUGAAACUCAACGACAUGAGAAAGAACGUGAUCAGUCAGAUAUCAGAGGUCUUGAACCUCAUGGAUCAGGUGGUGUUCGAGCUCAUCUCAACAGAACUUGCCGAAUGGAAACGGCGUCAGCAGAUGUCCUGCGUCGGGGGUAUGACCAACGUCUGCUUGGACCAGCUGCAGAACUGGUUUACUUCAGUUGGCGAAUCUCUGCUUCAGCUUAGACAGCAACUAAAGAAACUUCUUGAACUGGAGCAGAAGUUCACAUAUGAAAACGACCCUAUUACCAAUAGCAAAAGCACUCUGGAGGAAAGGAUUACGUUAAAUCUCAAAACUCUUAUUACAAACUCCUUGGUUGUUGAGAGACAACCGUGCAUGCCGACCCAACUUCAAAGACCAUUGGUGCUCAAGACAGGAGUUCUGUUUACCCUUAAAAUUCGAAUGCUUAUAAAACUUCAGGAAUUUAAUCACACUGUUCGCGUGAAGGUGCAUUUUGAUAAGGAUGUUGUUGAAAAACGAAAAGGGUAUCGAAUGUUUAACAUCUUGGGAACAUCCAUGAAGGUGAUGAACAUGGAGGAAUCCAACGGAAUGGCGGCAGAAUUCCGACAUCUGCAACUCAAAGAGAGGAAAGUUACUGGGAACAGAACCAGUGAGGGCCCGCUGAUCGUCUCAGAAGAACUUCACUCCAUCACUUUUGAGGCGGAGCUUUGCUGGUCUGGAAUGGUCAUGAAUUUUGAGACCACCUCCUUGCCCAUAGUCGUGAUCUCCAAUGUCAGUCAGCUGCCCAGUGGAUGGGCGUCCAUAAUGUGGUACAACAUGCUGACCUCUGAGCCCAAGAAUCUGUCAUUUUUCGUAAGUCCUCCUUCUUGUACAUGGGGACAUCUAUCGGAGGUGCUGAGCUGGCAGUUUUCCGCCAUUACCAAAAGGGGUCUCAAUCAAGAACAACUAAGCAUGCUGGGAACUAAACUUUUGGGUCCCAAAGCAGUGACAGAUCCUGAGGCUCAGAUCCCAUGGAAUAGAUUCUGUAAGUCGGGUGGUGAGAAGAACGCUACAUUUUGGCUUUGGAUUGAAGGAAUUUUGGACCUUAUAAAGAGACACUUGUUGAGCCUCUGGGAUGAUGGGUGUAUCGUUGGGUUUGUGACCAAGGACCGCACUAAAACUUUGCUACACGACAAAGCUCCCGGGACGUUUCUGUUGCGCUUCAGCGAAAGCAACCGCGAUGGAGCCAUCACAUUCAGCUGGGUGGAACAUGACGCGAACGAAGAGCCACAGAUUCGCUCUGUGGAGCCCUACACGAAAAAGGAGCUCUCAGCUGUUUCACUUCCCGACAUCAUUCGAAACUAUCGCGUGAUGGCGGCCGAAAAUGUCCCGGAAAACCCUUUGCGCUUCCUCUACCCUAACGUACCUAAAGACGAAGCCUUCAGGAAAUACUACUCUAAACCCACAGACAAACAAGAGCCAAUGGAUGUUGAUAGGAAGUCAGAUGAAGGCUAUAUCAGUACCACCCUCAUCUCUAUCUCUGAAAUGAAACCACAGGAUUAUGAUCGUAACCUCAUGCCUAUGUCACCUGAGGUCUUUGUCGAGCUAGAGCGGAUGAAUCCAUUCAUACCAGAUAUGGAAUCAACAAUUUUGGGGAUGCCACAAAACUUCUCUUAAGGACUGGGUUCAUGGAUUUUUGCUUAAAAAAACCUAAAAAGGAUUGUUCACACACGACGUGUCUUUAACUAUCAUGCACUUGCGUGUCAAAUGCAAGGUUUCGAUAGACGUACUUAUUGCAAUACGGAAAGGUUCGCGUUAUUGGCAAGUCACAUAGUGAUGUAAGACACCGUGAAGUGUGAGGCGAGGUCAGAUAUUCCUUUUUGUUUUGUUGUAGCGAAAAAAAUACUGUAUAUAUGCUGCCAUCUAUAAAAAACUAAAGAGAAAACUAAUUUUACAUUCAUGCUAUAGUAUACUUAGCACUUAAUAUGGCAAAUUUAAGCAACCUUAUAAGGACAGAGACGUUAUAGUUUGUAAAUAGCACUUCAUUUUAUAAAUUUUAUUAUUGCUGAUAUGCCAAGUGAUGAGAUAAAGAGGCAGAAAGUAAGAAAUAAUUAAUAAAAAGUUAAAAUAAUGUGGCAAGGGGAUACAAUCCUAAUGGUUCUGAGAAGGCUUCAUUUUUAACUAUAAAUUAAAAUGUGACCCUAGAGUAUUUUAGAUUACCCAGAAUGAUUUUAAAAAGCAAGGAUUCAGGUCAGAUUGACACAUUUAAGCUGUUGGGUGUUUAGUUUUCUUAAACACAUGUGAAAAAAAAUCCUGAAUGCUUUCUGAAAUGUCUGGUGCUUCAUUUUUUUAUUUGUUUGCACAUGUUUGUACCUUUAUGUAUUUUCUUUUCCACACUGGAUUGUGCUGCUGUUUUCAAUUACAAUUAUUUGUCUACUUAGUCUGUCGUGGGCAUUAUAAAAAAAUAUUUUCGAUAACUACCGUUUGCUUUAAACAUAUACCUAAAAGCUUUUGGUGUAGACUAACAAAUGCUGUAUAUAUUUCUUAAAAAUCUCACAAAGUGCAAAGCAAUAUAUCGUAAUUAUUGUAUAGUUGUCUUAAAGGGAUAGUUCACUCAAAUUAAGAUGUUUUAACUAAUGUUUGUAACCAAGCAGAUCUGGGGCACCAUUGACUUCUAUAGGUGGUUUUAUCGUAACCACGCAUGUUUUCGCGAUUGAGCGCCUGGAACCAAAAGGGUGAUUCUCACGAAAUCCAGACUUAAAAGGUGUCCAGCAUCAGAUUUUUUUUAAAAGCCGUUAAAACCAAUUUUUUUUGCACAUAUAAGAUUAAGGUCUGAACUUACUAUAACCAUUUUUUUAGAGGAUUUAAAAAAUAUUUACUAUAAAUUUUUUUAGAUUAUCAUUAUCAAAAAUUAUCAUUACCACAACAUUAAAUAUGCAUUUACAAACUCAUGUUUCGGUAAUGAGAACUAAAAAGUUGUCUAGGUACUAUGACAAACUAAAUUUAAACUUUUAUCUGGAUAGAAAAAUAAGAACUGCUUACCUGGUAGCCAUCUUGAGUGUAACAGUCAAUUAUGUCCCUUCCAACAAUUUUUUUUUUGAAAAUGUUAGUUUCUUGAGGGCUUAAACAAUGAUUGAAAAUUGUUGCGGAGGAUGAGAAAAUUGGUCUUGGACAGAUUUAUAUUCCUUAUUAUUUUCAAUUAUUAUUAUUACAAAUACCACAUAUUUCUUUUCUGUAAAUGUCUUUUUUUUUAGAUUUUUUAAUUAUAAAUAUUUCCAUGUCAAAGAACCCAAAUCCAGUCAUGGACACGUUGCGGUAAUGAAAAUUUCCCCCUUAAAUGUGGAAAAAAACAACAAAAUUGGUUUGUAUGAUGUCAUUUGAAAUCAUGUGCAAAAUAGUACAUGAAGAGAUGUUUGUAACUGUAUGCUUCUUAUUUUUAUACUCUUACUUUGCAUUUACUUUUUUUAUCAAAAUGUUUCAUGACACCUCAUAAGUCUAAUUUUGCGAGAAUCACCCAAAAAUAAAAUGAAUAAUUAAUAAAAUAUAAUAAAAAUUUUGAUUAUUUUAUACAGUAACGUUAGUAUGUGUUAGAUAUGAUAUAUGAAUGCAGAUUAUGUACUUGUCAUUCAUUUAGCGUGUUGUUAUCAGAAAUAAAAUGCUCUAUUCUAUCUGAAAGUCUACCUGAAGUUGCGUUUUUUAUUUCACAAAAGCCGUUUGCUUAUAUUAUUGCUGCUGAAACCACAUAUAGUACAAAAAAAUAAUACUAUGGAGGUGAAUGGUGCCCCAGAUCUGUUUUCCAAAAUAUCUUAAUUUGUGUUCAGCAGGACAAAGAAAUUAAGUCCCACACUGAAUAAAUGCCUUGAAAAAGUAUGGUAAAUGUGCUUUUAAGAAAUAAAACAUUUAUAGAAAACAAACUAUUUAUAAUUUACGGUUUAAACCUUUAUUGUUUUUAUCUAGUAAUUCAUGCGUGUAAUUAUUAAAUAAAAAUCUAAGAAAUCACAACACGAUGCAGUAGAUAGCGCAAUAAUUGUAACAACCUUUACGAAUAUCUAUUAUAAUAGCGGUGUAACCAAAACAUAAUUAAAAUAAGUCAGAAAAACAAGAUACAAAUAAGACUGAUAGCUUGUAUGUUUGCAUUGUGACGUUUAGCAUUUAAUAAAUAACACACAUUUACAAAACACACUUACAAUAGCCUACUUUAAUAACGGCAACAAUAGUGUCCCACUAGAAAAUACUCUCAAAGUUGAGAUCAACUCGGCUUUGGAGGUUUGUUCAAGUAUUCACACGUCCUUAAAACAAUCACUGUGCAUGUGUGAAUAUAACGUGUGCUUACAGACAUAAAAACCAUCAUAUAGUGCUGUCAACACAAUCCACGGGACAUUUAGACCUAUUUGCUGUCAUUGUUAAUACAAGUGCAUGUAUCUUAUUUUGGGGGAUUUUUAUCCUGUAAUAAAACAGAUUUAUAAAAA
Molecule: messenger RNA, 5251 nt
Organism: Misgurnus anguillicaudatus (oriental weatherfish)
Lineage: Eukaryota; Metazoa; Chordata; Actinopteri; Cypriniformes; Cobitidae
Source: RefSeq, a predicted model, not a curated record